Molecule: messenger RNA, 1194 nt
Organism: Phragmites australis (common reed)
Lineage: Eukaryota; Viridiplantae; Streptophyta; Magnoliopsida; Poales; Poaceae
Product: cold-regulated protein 27-like
Exons: 6
Coding region: 214-936 (240 amino acids)
Biological process (GO): response to cold; regulation of circadian rhythm
Source: RefSeq, a predicted model, not a curated record
CGGCGCUGUGGCGCUGCGUCCACGUGGAAAAGCGGCCGUGCCACGCAGGAUAAAAAGAGCCCCCCUCCCCUCUCCGAGUCUCCGUUCCCCACUCCUCCGUCCGCUGCCAAGCGAGCGAGCCAUCCGCGAGGGUUCGCCGCGAGGAGUCGCCGCGAGGGUUCGCCGCGAAUCACCGCCUCCUCCUGGUCGCCCCCGGCGGAUUCGGAACGCGGGAUGAUGGGGGAGAAUCCGCCGCCCGGCCCGCUGCGCCUGGGGGACACGUUGAAUGCAGGUUCAUCAACUGGAUGGACAGAUGAGAAGCACAUGCUCUAUAUUACCUCACUCGAGGAAUCAUUUAUUACUCAAUUAUACAGCGGAGAAGUCAAUUCAAAGGGGUUGCUCUGUCGGUCUCCAGGUGAAUGGCGCAAUACUUCUUGUAAUGGAAAUGGUAGAAACACAGAAGUCAAUCAGGGAUAUUCGGGGAUGCUUGAGGCUGAUGGAGCUGAAUCCAGAUUGUCACAGGCUGAGUAUAUUGGAUCACCUUCUUGUUCAGGGUAUCAGGAAAACAGCAUAGCCUAUUAUAUGGAUGAUGAUGCAUCAAUUAAUGGUCCACAACUUGAGAGAACCAGCUACCAUGCAAGAGAAAAGAACCCUGGAGGGUCUGCUGGUUCCUAUUUACGUCGGAAUGGUCAUUCCGUUUCUAGGAAAACAGAGUCAUCGGAUCAGAACUUCAUUGACGGGGAGGUUGAAGGUAGCAGCGAAAAAAGCAUAGGGUGUAGCAAAAAGCGACUGGAACGUGCGGCUGGUACAAAUGUGGGCAUGGUUGCUCCAUCUGGAAAUGCAGAAUUCCAGUUGGAGCUGUUCCAUGAUCAAGGAGGAGAAUAUAGUGGCACCUCAUCCUCAUGGGAAGCUCCGGGGCCAGGGCGAUGGUCCAUGAUGAUCCAGGACUCCAGGUAGUAUGUUUGGUACAAAGAAAGCCGUAGAUCGCUAGCUGCUUCCUGCAAGAUGAUCCAGCUAGUAUGUUUCGUAAAAGGAAAGCUGUAGAUCGCUAGCUGCCUCUACAAAAUCUGCCAGGAUUGGCAGGAUGGUUACAGUGAUUGAACUGAAGCAGCUGGGUACAGUCCCAUAACUGUUGUUGUACUCCUGAUGUAAAAGAUAUUAUGGAAAGUUGAUUUUUGCCUUUUAAUGACAUUUUGUUUGUCAUGGUGGAAGUUA